AUAUUCCCACCUGCAUUUUUCAAUUCAAUGGAGCAUUUACCUGUUCAUUUGCCACAUGAAGUAAAAGUGGGUAGUCUUGUGCAAUAUAGAUGGAUGUAUCCAUUUGAGAGAUUUCUUAAUCAUCUGAAGAAGAAAAUUGGUAAUAAGGCACGAGUUGAAGGCUCAAUUUGCAAGGCUUAUCUUGCAGAAGAGAUUUCCAACUUGGGUUCUUAUUACUUUCAACCUCAUGUUGAUACGAAAUCUAGAGAUCUAGGACGCAAUGUUGUUGUUGAUGAUGAUCUAGAUUCAACUAUACCAGAAUUAUUCCAAUUUAGCAAAGGUCGUGGCAAAGGUGUCCAAACAAGGUUUUUAGAUUCGAAAGAAGUCAAGCAUGCACACCACUAUGUUCUUUCUAAUUGUGGUGUGUUAGGAGAAUAUGAAAGUUCUUUGGAAAUGAAAUCCUUCAUGAAAAAUUCAAAAAUUGGUCGGGGAGGUAAUCAAGGCGGUGUCCGAGCCAAUAAUCAAUCGGUUGUUCAAGACAAUCUUGUGGUCACACGACCCACACCACCACCUUCUAAUGAACGGGUACAAGUAAAUUCUAAUAUUGAUGUUACUGUUGAGAAUGAUGUGGCACCACAAAAUUUGAAUGGAGUGGAACAAGGAAAGAUUGAGCUCUCACCAGAUGGGCUAUGGUUUGAUGACCAUACCGUUAGUGGAAAUGUCACAAAAUCUUGGAAGGCACACUACAACCACCCAUACAUGAAUUUUACUGAGGUUCCACUUAUGGUUAGGGAUCGUUGGUUCACUAAGUUUAAGCGUACAUAUACUUGGAGACCUGAGUUCGAUGCUAAGGCUGGGAGAGAAUUUGACAAAAAAGCUGGGGACCGACUUAGGGGUACAUUGAACCAAGUUUUCAAAAUAGCUCUCCAUAAGCAAGUUAGUUUCAUGAUAGACACUGUUCGAGCUGAAUUCAUAAAUAAGCGUAAGCAUCCUGAUUUUGUGAAACGUUCUAACCAAGAAAGAGAUAAUCGGUUAUCUGGUCAAACUUCUCCCCUGGCCAUCGCCAAGGUAGCGUAUCUACUCCUCAAGUGGUUAAAAAAAUGGCAAAGAAAAAGGAUGGAAUCUUACCAACUGCUGCUGAAGUCUAUGAGAGCACUCAUUCUGUUUUUGUGGGCAAUGAUGAAGUUGAAUUGAUGGGUGACAAGUCUCAAAAAGUCAUGGGAGAAUAUAUGGAAAAACUUGAGGAAUAUAAGAACAAAGGAAUUGAGAUAAACCUCGACAAAGUCUACUUGGAGGUUGUAGGUGGGCAAAAGAAAGGAAAAGUCUACGGUUUAGGGAGUGCUUCACAUAUGUAUUACAAGAGUGAUCCUACUUCUCAAUCUACUGCAUCAUCUUCCACUCCUUCCAUGAUUUCUCAAUUAAGUUCUCAAGUUGAAGAACUAAAGAAGAUGGCGGAAGAAAACCAUAACGAGGUAGAAGAAAGCCAAAAAAAUAGCGGCAGAGAGCUUAAAAUGUGCUAAGGAGUUCAUCGAAAAUCAUGAGAUCGAAAAAGCUACAUGGAAGAAGGAAAAAUUAGCUAUGCAAAAAACAUUGCAGGAAAUGGCAUCACUUGUAAAACAAGUUUACCGUCCUUAUAAGCCUCCUACGCCUUCAGUCACCCGCUCUCGUGAUACAACUAAGUGAUUUUUAUUUUCUUGGUGGUAAUUUUAUGAACAACUGGUCUUUUACAUUCUCAUUAAUUCUUGUUUGAAGUAGCUUUUUUUUAUAUGGGAGGUGACUUUUGGAACAAUUAGUCAUAUGAGUUAAAUAUUAUUUUUUAAUACAUUGAUACAAAAUUGAUUGAUAUUUUGGAUAUUUGAAUAAAAUUAACAUUUUGGUUAUUUGAAUUUA
Chenopodium quinoa (quinoa) is the source of this 1869-nucleotide messenger RNA. RefSeq lists its product as uncharacterized. The record is from RefSeq and is a predicted model, not a curated record. NCBI's taxonomy places the organism in Eukaryota, Viridiplantae, Streptophyta, Magnoliopsida, Caryophyllales, Amaranthaceae. The coding region runs from base 28 to 1173 and encodes 381 amino acids. The transcript is spliced from 7 exons.